Choloepus didactylus (southern two-toed sloth) is the source of this 927-nucleotide messenger RNA. RefSeq names its product centrin 3 (gene CETN3). The transcript has 5 exons. Gene Ontology annotation, cellular component: microtubule organizing center. NCBI's taxonomy places the organism in Eukaryota, Metazoa, Chordata, Mammalia, Pilosa, Megalonychidae. The record is from RefSeq and is a predicted model, not a curated record. The coding region runs from base 125 to 658 and encodes 177 amino acids. Gene Ontology annotation, molecular function: microtubule binding; calcium ion binding. Gene Ontology annotation, biological process: spindle pole body duplication.
UUUGCGGGCGGUCUUUGAGAUCGCCGAGGUCGUUCGUGUCUGUUGAACGGUUUGUGGGAGUAGUGGUUUCCUUAGUAGGGGGUUAAAAUCGUUCUUGAGAAGAACAUCUCUGUCCGAAGAGAAAAUGAGUUUAGCUCUGAGAAAUGAGUUUGUAGUAGACAAAACAAAAAGGAAAAAAAGAAGAGAACUCUCUGAGGAACAGAAGCAAGAAAUUAAAGAUGCUUUUGAGCUAUUUGAUACAGACAAAGAUGAAGCAAUAGAUUAUCACGAAUUAAAGGUGGCAAUGAGAGCCUUGGGGUUUGAUGUAAAAAAAGCUGAUGUACUGAAGAUUCUUAAAGAUUAUGACACAGAAGCCACAGGGAAAAUCACCUUUGAAGAUUUUAAUGAAGUUGUGACAGACUGGAUAUUGGAAAGAGAUCCACAUGAAGAAAUAUUGAAGGCAUUUAAACUAUUUGAUGAUGAUGAUUCAGGUAAAAUAAGCUUGAGGAAUUUGCGACGUGUUGCCCGAGAAUUGGGUGAAAACAUGAGUGAUGAAGAACUUCGGGCUAUGAUAGACGAAUUUGAUAAAGAUGGUGAUGGAGAAAGCCUUCCCAUUCCUGGUGAAGAUACUGAGAACAUUGUUGAAAUGACAACAAAGGAUUUAGAAUAUUUAAAAUAAACUUAGUUGAUAAUGCAGUGACAGGGUUUGAGAGGAUUGACUCUUAAUUUGAAAGAAGUUCUGCUGUGGGUAUAAUGCUAUUAGACAGCAUUACAUGCACAGAGAAAUCUUUCACGAAAGAGGCAAUCGAUGCGGCAAACUUCAUGGUUGUCUUAUUUUAAGAAAUUGCCACAGCCACCCCAAGCUUCAGCAACUACCACCCUGAUCAGUCACCAGCCAUCAACACUGAGGCAAGACUGUCUACCAGCAAAAAGAUUAUGACUCACUGA